Messenger RNA from Caenorhabditis briggsae, 834 nucleotides. The record is from RefSeq and is a predicted model, not a curated record. Gene Ontology annotation, biological process: negative regulation of vulval development. The transcript has 2 exons. Lineage: Eukaryota; Metazoa; Nematoda; Chromadorea; Rhabditida; Rhabditidae. The coding region runs from base 1 to 834 and encodes 277 amino acids.
AUGGAACGAUACAGCGAUAACUUAGAAGAAAUAAUGAAAACCGAAGAAAUCGAUUAUGAUGAUGUGCAACUAGGUCCAGCGGACUUAGGAAAAAACGUAUUCGAAGCGGGUCAAAGACAUGGAAUCUGUCAAAUUUGUCAAAAAACGGAGUUCUCGAAAAAUAUGAAACGAAUGAAUAAAGAGAGCGAUCGAUUGGUGAUCGGAUCGAUUUUCCAGAGCGAUUUUGCGUCUCCAGAGUGGCAUGACUAUUUUCUGAAUCACAGCACACAAAUCUGUUUGUCCCAUUUGGCAGUGGCCAUGCAAAGGAUUCGUGUGCUACUGGAAAAUCCAAAAUCGAUUGAAAAUUGGAAAACGGAACGAUCGAUAUUAUCGAAAUGGUCGAAUGAGGAAAUGCUGAAAGUGAUGACCGAUUGUGAGAGACGAAAUCAAAGGACUAUAAAUGAAAAACCGCAAUAUCGCAAUGACUAUCGCCGCUGUGCAGUGUGCAAUUCGCUUAAAGGAAAAUGGGAUUUAGGAGUUGUGAAAUCGAAAAAUGUGAAGAUGAUUAUUAUGCUGGGAUGUGUGCUAAACGGCAGUUUCACCUAUGAAGACUCGCAAGAUUUCGUCGCAAAACCACAAAUUGCCUAUGUCUGCCACUCGGAUUUUUUAGUCUCGUUUCAAGAAAUCAUUGGAUUUAUGAAAAUCGAUAAUGUCGAUCAAUUUUUGAGCUGCUCGAAAGAAGACAUUCAGAGCUUGAUGGAAGACGUCACUUGCAUGUGUCCAGAGAUGAAAUUGGCGGAAUUCGCUCGAGAAUUGAGCAAAUAUAGUUGGAGAAUCAGACAUUUUACGGCAUAG